AUGUGUUUCAGAGCCCUGCAUAAGGCCUGUGAGAUUUGGGAGGGUAUUCUGGUGGAUCACCCCACAGACAUGCUGGCACUGAAGUUUGCCCAUGAUGGAUUCUUCUACCUGGGUGAACAGACUCAGAUGAGAGACUCGGCGGCCAGGGUUCUGCCCCACUGGAAACCACAUAUGCCGUUUUACAGCUAUCUUAAAGGGAUGUAUUCCUUUGGGCUUCUUGAGACUCAUUUGUAUGAUGAAGCUGAAAAAAUGGCAAAAGAGGCCCUGGCUCUGACCCCUGAGGAUGGUUGGAGUGUCCACGCUGUGGCUCAUGUCCAUGAGAUGAAAGCAGAGAUGGACAAGGGACUGAAGUUCAUGGCCUCUACAGAGAAAGACUGGAUGGUGUGUGACAUGUUGGCAUGUCAUAAUUACUGGCACUGGGCUCUAUAUCACAUUGAAAAGGUUUUCUUCCACAGGGGAAUUAUGAUGACGCUUUGAAGAUUUUUGAUGA
Sinocyclocheilus grahami is the source of this 490-nucleotide messenger RNA. RefSeq names its product tetratricopeptide repeat protein 38-like. The transcript has 4 exons. Gene Ontology annotation, molecular function: protein binding. The record is from RefSeq and is a predicted model, not a curated record. Lineage: Eukaryota; Metazoa; Chordata; Actinopteri; Cypriniformes; Cyprinidae. The coding region runs from base 1 to 477 and encodes 158 amino acids.